Molecule: messenger RNA, 2043 nt
Organism: Coniophora puteana RWD-64-598 SS2
Lineage: Eukaryota; Fungi; Basidiomycota; Agaricomycetes; Boletales; Coniophoraceae
Exons: 2
Coding region: 66-1952 (628 amino acids)
Source: RefSeq, a predicted model, not a curated record
CGCGCCCGCAUCCUGAACUGAUACUUCAACCUCUCGUUCAUACCCUCCAGAACAUACCCUCCAGAAUGUUGUUGACAAGCCCCACUGUGAUGAGUCCCACGAACGGGUCGUUUAGCGGGUCCCUGGAGGACACGUUCGUUGCAGAUCCCCGGAGAAGAGGGAGUUAUGAAGAGGGUGGCACGGAUAGGUCAACCUACCCACUCCGCCUCUGGGACUGCCUACACGAGGACGUGAAAGACCAAGAAGCUUACAUUCGCGAAUCCGGAGACGGCAAGGUCCCGCACUACGUCGUCGUCUCCCAGGUGUGGGGCGAGAUCCGGGAGCACCUUUCCUUCCCGAGCGUCAGCUGGCCUGUGCCCAUCUCAAAUCGGGACAAGUGGGAAGCAAUCGUCGGGUUCUGCAAGGAGAAUAACGUGCGCUGGUUAUGGAUGGACAUCCUCUGCAUCGACCAGAGCGACAACGAAGAGGCAAAACUCGAGAAGGCGCGCGAGAUCCCGAACAUGAGCUUCUACUACAGCAACGCGUUCGCGUGCCUCGUCGUUCCCACCGACUGGGAGCGGUUUGCGGAGGCACACCGGAAGCUUAUGGACAUUGACGAGAGCAUCAUCCAACGACCGGGGGCGAAGAGCGAGGCGGAUAUACGCACGCUGUGGGAGGGCAUCCCGCUUAUCAGCGAGGUGGUGACGAAUGCGUGGUUUGAGCGCGUAUGGACGUACCAGGAGCUGAUGCUCGGCGAGCGACACGUUCUCCUCGAUGGACAGGAGCUACACGUUGACAGGCUCUCCGCAAUCGUACGCUUUUAUCUCUGGGUCCUCCGCCGGAAACAGCUGCGCCGUCCUGAGGGGUGCCCCGAAUACGAUUUUGUGAAGCCCGACGACGAACUCGUCGUGUAUCAUAACUGGGAGGGCCACGACAAGGGGUGGCAGAUGAAGCGCGAGAUAAGGGAGAGGGGACAUGCGAACAUUCUUAUGCUGGUGGUGUAUAACUCAGAGAAGCUCUCCACUCACGCUAUCGACCGCAUCUUUGGACUGUACGGGAUGCUCGCGGAGGAGGACAAGGUCGACAUCGACCCCGCCUCGCUCACUCAGGGCUCGUCUUCCUCGACACCAGGUGGCGGCGUGCAGGAGACGAAGGCACUGCGCUUCCUCUGGCGGCAGGUCAUCGACAAGGCCAUCAAGGCUGGCAGGAUGUGGCCACUCCUCAACGACGUGAUGACCGACGCCGACCGGCCUGGGCGCAACUGGAUGCCCGUCGUGACGACAUCGGGGCACUGGUACGGCAUGGACUCGGGCCUGCACCUCGAGACCCUCUCCUCCUCUCACCCACCGCACAACACCUACCCCGUCUUCAUCUCCCCCACAGGCCUCGACCUCGCCGUGCGCUUCGUCGGGCGCAUCACACACACCAGCAAGGCCAUCGGCGCAGGCGGCGGCGAGAUGGCGGGCUGCGUCAUGUACAUCUACGCGUUCGGGCGGAUGGGGCACGACACGGCGCCCGCGGUGCGCCAGCUCACGGACGCGCUGGGCCGCGCGCCUGAGCUCGCGCAGGCGUCGGCGGGGGACGUUGCGAAGCUGCAGGAUGCGAUGCGCGCGGCGUUCGGGCAGCCGACGAUGGAGGAGUGUCUGUACGUGUUCAGCGCGGCUGGGCUGAUGCAGCUCGUUACGUAUGGCGGGAUGGGCUCGGGCGGGAUCUCGACGUGGAACCACCGUGUGGUGGUUGUGCAGCCUGCGGGCGGGGAGAGGGGCGUUGUGACGAUCGCGUGGGUGCACCAUAGUAAGAGCCCGGGGGCGGGGUGCUAUGUGAUGGAUGUUACGUCUGGCGCGGUGGAGCAUGUCACGCGGUGGGUCAUUGCGAACGAGGUUUCGCCACAGGUUUUCAGCAAGAUUGGGACGGCCGAGACUACGCAGUUGAUCAACGUUGCGGACGAGCCUAUUUAUGUUACUUUAGACUGAGGGUUGGACGUCGGACUUUGCAUCGCCGAGCGUAUAACAGUAAUGUAUUGACCUCGCUCUGUAAGUUAUAUGUAGAAUACUGUACAAAUCC